Prunus armeniaca (apricot) is the source of this 582-nucleotide messenger RNA. Lineage: Eukaryota; Viridiplantae; Streptophyta; Magnoliopsida; Rosales; Rosaceae. The record is from the annotation of a GenBank genome assembly.
AUGGUUAUUGACAAUGGCACGCCUUUUGUUAACAAGCAUGUGAGCUCAACACUUAGUGGUUACGGUAUCAAGCAUCGUCGCUCUACACCUUAUUACCCGCAAGGAAACGGACAAGCAGAAGCUACCAAUAAAACGAGCAUUCACCUGCCGGAUGCUUUGUGGGCUUACCGCACCUCACCAAGGAGUGCUACAGGUUUUUCACCUUACUCACUUGUGUACGGGUAUGAGGCUAUUUCACCUGUGGAAAUCACCAUUCCAACAGCCAGAAUAGCGGCUGUCAAUGAUCUUGAAUGGGAUGCAGAGACAUGCUCAGAUUGGCGCUUGCUAGAUCUCGAAGCAGUUGAUGAAAGAAGGAUGGAAGCAGAAAGAAGGAUGGCACUCUACCAUAAGACUGUUGCCCAAGCAUAUAACAGAACAGUCAAGCCUCAAGCUUUUAAGCAAGGAGAUCUCGUGCUAAAAGUCGUUGAACAUGUGAGAAGGCAAGUGUCGGGACCUUCCAAGUUUGCUCCACAAUGGGAGGGUCCAUUCGCAGUCAAGGAAGUACACAGCAGCGGUUAUUAUCGCUUGAUCUCUGUCAAGUAA